UAACUAAAUUCAGGUUUCUCUAACAUGAAAGCUGCUGUUUUUAGUCGAGGUAACCUCUCCUUUAAAUCGGACUACAAAAAACCAAAAUGUGGAGCAGACAACAUACUAGUUCGCGUAAAAGCAGCAGGUAUUAACCCUAUCGACUACAAAGUGGGGUGGCCAAUAAAAGGGCCCGUUACAGGUAUUGAUUUUGCUGGUAUUGUUGAAGAGAAAGGUGAUAAGGUUGGGGACAAGUUUAAGGUCGGAGAUGAAGUUUAUGGUGGAACAUUCAAUGGUAGUUUAGCUGAAUAUACCAUUGCUCCACUUGCUGGAGUGGCUCACAAACCUAAAAGUGCUUCAUUCGUGGAAGCUGCGGCAAUGUGCACUACGUAUUCGACAUCUCUUCAAUCAUUAAGGGACUAUGGUAAACUUAGUAAAGAUGAUCGUGUUCUGGUAAUUGGGGCUAGUGGUGGGUGUGGUACUGCUGGGAUCCAGGUUGCUAAAUCUAUGGGAGCUAAAGAUAUUGUUGGGGUUUGCAGUGGUAAAAAUGAGGAAUUUGUAAAAUCUCUGGGAGCAACUGAUGUUAUAGAUUACACUAAGCAGACUAUUAAAGAUUACUGUCUUAAUGAAUCAGGGGCUAUUAACCCUGAAUUACAGUUUGAUGUGAUUUAUGAUGCUGCCACUAAUAGUGGGGGUGGCGAGGACUACAAAAACAUUUCAAUGGAAUUACUGAAACCUGCCACUGCAGAUAAAAAACAUGGACAGUACGUUGCAAUCAAUGGUAGUAGGGAUAUGUGGAUUCGGAUGUACACCAUCGGCUUCAAAGCUAACCAACAUAUGAUGCUCGCGAAACAGAACCCUGAAGAUUUACAACAACUUGCAAAGUUAGUGGAUGAUGGCUGGACAAAUUCAGAAGGAGUUCAGGAGUAUUUAAAACCAGUUAUAGCUGAGGAGUUACCUUUUACUGCUGAGGCAGUUGAGAAGGGUUUUGAUCUACUGAAAAGUAGGAGGGCCAAAGGAAAGAUAGUCUUCAAAAUGGAUUAGAAAAUGUUCCAGAAAAUAUUUUGGAUGGUUUUGAAUUUCUUUGGAUUUUGUAUUCAAAAUGGAUUGAUUUGCUUACUUACCAGACGUUGAGUUUAUUUCAGAAUUUCUUGGGAUUUUGUAUAAUACAUUCGAAUUAAACUUUUGUUAAUACUUGAGUGAUCUGUAAAAUAUUUAUUCCUGUGUGUCUGUGUUAAAGUUGAUAUUCUUUAUGAUGUUGCUAA
Bolinopsis microptera is the source of this 1244-nucleotide messenger RNA. RefSeq lists its product as uncharacterized. Gene Ontology annotation, molecular function: oxidoreductase activity; zinc ion binding. The record is from RefSeq and is a predicted model, not a curated record. NCBI's taxonomy places the organism in Eukaryota, Metazoa, Ctenophora, Tentaculata, Lobata, Bolinopsidae. The coding region runs from base 25 to 1023 and encodes 332 amino acids. The transcript has a single exon.